Messenger RNA from Charadrius vociferus (killdeer), 1521 nucleotides. It is a transcript of the gene TOR1AIP2, whose product is annotated as torsin A interacting protein 2. The transcript is spliced from 5 exons. Gene Ontology annotation, molecular function: ATPase activator activity. The record is from RefSeq and is a predicted model, not a curated record. Lineage: Eukaryota; Metazoa; Chordata; Aves; Charadriiformes; Charadriidae. Bases 1 to 1521 code for a protein of 506 amino acids. Gene Ontology annotation, cellular component: membrane. Gene Ontology annotation, biological process: membrane organization.
AUGGAAGAGAAUCCAAGUGUGGAUCUGUCUGUAGCUGGGCCAUCCCAAGAGAAGGUGGAGAGCACAGCAGAGUAUCCUGUGCACCAAGAGGCCACCCAAGAAACACCUGAGGACCUAGUGACAAGCAGGUGGCCAGAGACCUCCUGCCAACCAGAGGAGGACUCUUUGGUGUGUAAACCGCCAACUGCUGACGGAGGAGAGAAGGCACUGUCAGAUUCAGCUGGCUCCACAGUAGAAGAGAAUGAUCCCCAGGAAACUGAAGGAUCACAUGAAGAAUCUGGGAAGACACAAAAUGAUGUCUCAGAAAGAUCCCAGAAAGAAGAUGACUUGGAUAAAGCCAGGCUGGCCCACGAUAAAACGGACAGCAAAGGAGACAGCCCUGUCCACCAGGAAACAUGGGAGGAUCAGAAGACAAGCAAGCAAGGUGAAAGCUCCAACACAGGAGAGGACAAUGCUUCAUCAAAAAGCAAGUCACUGAGCUCUGACAGUGAAAUGACACAUUCAGAAGUGACUGCCCCAAAGGAGGUCACCAAGGGCCUCUUGGCAGAGAAGAGCACCAGUUCCCUUCUCCAAGAUCAGGAGCCAGAAGAGCGCACAGAGCAAGAAACACAGGAGAGCGGAACCCCAGGCACAUUAAGGAACAGAUAUGGGACUAAAGGGCACACAGCCCCGAAGCCAGAGGCUCAGUCCUGCUUGCAGAACGUUACCACCCAAAACACAGACCAGGAGAAGGCCAAAAAGUCCUUCUUGCUGAAAGGGCUUGGCAUCGUGACCCUCGUCUUGCUCACCUGCAUAUUCUGCUUUGUCAACCUGACCUCCAAGGCACAGCAAGCCCCCAGGAACCCCACAGUGGAGGCCUUUCUGUCCCAGUUCAACCAGCUGCAGGAGAGGUUUCCGGGGCAGAGUCCCCACUUGUGGCAUCGUGGGCGCAAGUUCCUGCAGAAGCACCUCAACGCAUCCCACCACACACAGCCAGCCAUCAUCAUCUUCACGGCUGCCCGCAAGGGUGAGGGGACCUUGAGAUGCCUUAGUGCCCGUGUGGCUGACACCUACUCUGCUGCCCUGCAUGCCAGCACGGUCCAGAUCAACGGCACAGAUAAAUCCAGGCUCCAGAGUGACCAGGCCAAGCUGGAGGUGGACUUAGAGCUGAGCUCAGCUUUCCAGGCUGGGGGCCGUGCCGCAGUGAUACACCGCUUUGAGUUGCUGCCGGCGGGGGCCACCCUUAUCUUCUACAAAUACUGUGACCACGAAAGUGCUGCUUUCAAGGACGUGGCCCUGCUGCUGACCGUGCUGUUGGAGGAGGAGACACUGGAGACCCACAUCAGCCUCCAGCAGGUGGAAGAGAGGGUCCGUGACUUCCUCUGGGCCAAGUUCACCAACACCAGGACACCCAGCUCCUACAACCACAUGGACUCUGACAAGCUAAGUGGGCUGUGGAGCCGCAUCUCCCACCUAGUCCUACCGAUCCACCCGGUGCAGACCAUCGAGAAGGGGGGCUGCCAUGUCCACAUCCAACCCUAG